GAACUCUCAUCCGCCAUGUACAGCCUCAUCAAGACUGAGAAUGGUAUUGUCGAUGCCUACGAAAAGGCAGCGCACCAGUUGACUUCGGUUGCGCACCAGUUGUCCGCCUGGGGAGAAGCCACAGAGGAUGAGCACAUCUCCGACAUCUCCGACAAGCUCGGUGUCCUCAUGUCGGAGCUCGCUGACGUCGAGGAGAACUUUGCCGCAGAGUUGGAAGACUCUCGCGUCACCCUCAAGCAGAUCCGCAACACAGAGUCUUCUGUGCAGCCAUCGCGCGACCAGAAGCAAAAGCUGAUUGAUCAGAUCCACACCCUCAAGCACAAGGACCCUCAAUCCCCUAAGCUGGUCGAUGCCGAACAGGCACUCGUCCGUGCAGAGGCUGAGAACUUGGUGGCUGAAGCUCAGUUGACCAACAUCCAGCGUCAUGCACUCAAGGAGACCUAUCUCCUCCACUUCCAGGCCAUUAUUGAGCGUGCUGAAAAGUCUCUCAUUCUCGCUGACCACGGUCGUCGUGUGCUUGAGCUUCUGGAUGACACUCCCGUUGUCCCGGGAGACUCGAUUGCUGAGUACACGCACGAGCGUGAAGCCAAGCAGAUCUUGUUGGACUGCGAGUCGGAGUUGCAAGCUUAC
Protomyces lactucae-debilis is the source of this 630-nucleotide messenger RNA. Its product is annotated as Eisosome component PIL1/LSP1. Gene Ontology annotation, biological process: negative regulation of protein kinase activity; endocytosis; eisosome assembly. The transcript has a single exon. The annotation marks the transcript as partial. The record is from RefSeq and is a predicted model, not a curated record. NCBI's taxonomy places the organism in Eukaryota, Fungi, Ascomycota, Taphrinomycetes, Taphrinales, Protomycetaceae. Gene Ontology annotation, molecular function: lipid binding. Gene Ontology annotation, cellular component: plasma membrane; eisosome filament.